This is a messenger RNA of Anopheles bellator, 1727 nucleotides long. RefSeq lists its product as uncharacterized. NCBI's taxonomy places the organism in Eukaryota, Metazoa, Arthropoda, Insecta, Diptera, Culicidae. The coding region runs from base 41 to 1249 and encodes 402 amino acids. The transcript is spliced from 2 exons. Gene Ontology annotation, biological process: protein polyubiquitination. Gene Ontology annotation, molecular function: protein binding. The record is from RefSeq and is a predicted model, not a curated record.
GUUGAGCUCGGGAUAGUAAAACAACCUUCGGCAGGGAACGAUGGCCAGCGGUUCGGAUGGUGGAACGCCGUACCGGUCGGAGAUGAAGUUUCUCGACCUUCCCGACUGCAUGAUCGAACAAGUGCUGGAGUUUCUGCCGUACGACGAAAUCGCCAAGAAGCGCAGCGUUUGCCGUACGCUCGAUCGUAUCUGCCAGUCACUGUUGAAUCGUGGCUUCAACAAGAUGGUCCGCCGGCACAAUAUGCACCUGAAGACGAUCAAAUCGCAGCUUCCGAGGCGCGAAUCGGAACGCCGGAACCAUCCGCUGGCCAAACACUCGGAUAUACUCACCUGCAUAGAGACGCGGAUUUCCAUGCUCUCAAUGACGUAUUCAAAGUACAUUGAUAAGGAGCUGUGCUGUUUCAUCCCGGGCAAGGUGAUUGACGAAGUUCUCACGAUUUUGCGGCUGAUCGAGAACACCACGCGCCCCUUGCGGGCCCACGAGAUCCUGCAGGAACUGCGCGACAUAUCGUCGAUGGCGAUAGAACACUUCGAUGAAAACAUUGCGCAUCGGUUGAAGAAGUACGUGGAGGUACCAUUCCCGCACCAUCACCAGGUGGCCACCAUACAGGGCACGAACGCCCCGUUCCCUUCGGCCGUGUUGCUGCACAACGAUGUUUUCAUUCCGUGCGAAAUCAUACCGACGCUCGCGCAGAGCUCCACAUCGACGGUCGCACGGUCUACGACUCCUUCGAGCGCCACGGUGGCUUCGGCCGCCACCUCCGGGUACUACCGGAGUGGGUGUGAUGUUGGCAGCCUCAAUCAGGCGGCGAUGUCUAUUGAUAAGAAGGCUCGCAAAAUGCGCAACGACAUCACGCAGAUGCAGCGCACGAUGGGCAGCUACAAAGCGGAGGCACGCAGCAUGCGCCACAUGCUGAAGCGGCUGCACACGGAGAUGAAGGAGUUGCGCCGGAGGUUGGAAGAGUCGGAGACGAAAAACCGCGAACUGUUGGCCAACAUCAAUCAGCUCAGCUUCGGCGCUCCGUCCGCUGCCAACGCGGCCACCGCUAGCACGACCGCCAUUAAACAGUGCAACAUAAAACCUCGCACGGCCAUCCUGAAGCGCGGGCUACCGCUCACGGAAGGGGAACCGCUCGCAACGGUGGCGCCAAGUUCCGCUGUGCCAUUGUCGCUCGGAUCCGUUGAAGAUUCGCCGCCAGCGGAGCCACCGGGCGGCAGCACGGCAAAAAAGUCCAAACUUAGCGAUUAGAACCAUGCCCGUCAGUCAGCUAGCGGGCUUAAGUGGGCUUCUGCUACAGCUCAUCAAUAAUCUCUCUAGCAGUUCGCGUGAUUCCACGACUCCGUGGCAGGCACUAUACAAGUAGUGCACACGUGCAGUAGCUACGCGCGGCAAAUGUAUACUAACAGUAGUGUUUAGAGCAAAACGAAUGGCAAGCGGCCGAAGCUGGUUCGCCGCGUGUAAAUCGGUUCCCGGAUUACGGUCUUCUAGGUGCCUGGUGCAGCGGAACCGCAAACAGACAUACCUCGGGACGGGGCACCACCUAAGGUGCCCUUGCCGUUCAAUACGUUACUUUGUAGAGCUAGUACCCCUUCAUCGGUUGGAUACGAACCUUUUCUUCGAGAAGUUAUACGCACAAGUACACGAAUCUGGAGCUGAUUGACUGCUUACCGUGUCCGUGGUACCCCGUUCGAUGUAAGUGAUGCUUGCAAAAUAUUUUGUUUAGAUG